Paralichthys olivaceus (Japanese flounder) is the source of this 1473-nucleotide messenger RNA. Its product is annotated as coiled-coil domain-containing protein 152. NCBI's taxonomy places the organism in Eukaryota, Metazoa, Chordata, Actinopteri, Pleuronectiformes, Paralichthyidae. The record is from RefSeq and is a predicted model, not a curated record.
UGACUUUUGGAGAAGUAGGAAAGUUUUUGUGAACUAGCUCCUGCGGCGUUAGCCUCGUCCAUUGUUAGCAGUUAGCAUCCAGGGAGGAAUCCCGUGUGUCCUGAUCGAAACUCGAGCGUCCGUCGCUGUUUUCCUCAGUAAGUUGCUCUUUGUCGGACGAACGCGAUGAAGAAGCUCAGCUGUUUUCACCUCGACGACUUAAUGGACGAGUUCGCUCAACUGGAGCAGACGAUCACAGAGGUCAGCGGCAGAAACCAGCUGUUGGAGGUCGAGCUGGAUGACGCCAACAGACUCGUUAAAUUCUACCAGACCAAAGAGAAGAGUCUGACUGAAGAGAGAGACAGCCUUCUUGUCACGGUGAACAGUUUGCAUCAGACUCUUCAGGAGCAGUGCAACCUCAGAGUGGAGAACGAGAGACUGAAGAGAGACGUGGUCGACCUGAAGCGACAGAACGAGAGAACGUCAGAGGAUGGAGAGGCUGAGGUCCAGCGGCUGCUCGGUGAAAAGGCAGCAGAAGAGGAGAGACACAAGAGGGAGCUAGAGGCUGUGAGACAGCAGAGCAGGAGGGAGGCGGAGCGCGCUCAGAGGGAGAGUUUCAAUCAGGUUGAGGCCAAAGAUGCUGAAGUGAAGAAACUUCUGGAGAAGAAGGAUCUGCAUCUGGAGGAGAUGAAGAAGAGGCUGAAGGAGCAGGAGAGAGAGAGGCAGAGCGAGCUUUUGAAGUUACAGAUGGAGUUUGGUGCGAAGUUAUCCAGAGUUCAGAGCACAGCUCAGUGGAGGGAGCAGCAGCAGCAGCAGCAACAACAACACGGCUCCAGCCUCGUUCCUCAGAGCGUCUUCAAGAGGAAGCUGCAGUUCAUCCAAGAGGAGAAGAACAAGGAGAUUGGGGCCCUGCGUCAGAGAAUCAAAGAGCUGGAGGAGAUCCAGCGCUCCAGCGGCGUCAGCGACAGCCGCCUGAAGAGAAGGAAGAUGUAGUUAGUGUCGAGGUCAAUGAUGUUAACGAGCUGCUGACCUGUCGGCUCCGCAGGUGCACAGAGCUCCGGACUCACUGGAGACACAAGUAACUCCUAACCAUUUCAAAUAACUGAUCAGUUUCAUUUUCAAAGCAAAGCUGUCGACUCAUCGUUCAGAUCACUCUGCUUCUGAUGCACAGUCAUCCCUCACUAGAUCUGCAGUUUGCUUACAGCUGAGCACAGCGCGGAGAACACAUUGAAACAAACGUACCUGUCUAAGGCUUUAAUCCAAUCAGACGCCUGCAGGGAGGGGACGCAGAGUAGCUGGAAGUCCAGGAUCGUUCAGGGAAUUAAACCUAUUUGUCUUUCUUAAACUAGGAUCAUUUAACUUUGACUCACUUCAGGUUCCUGAAAGUCAAGCUGUUCUUCGACUGAUGUUGACGAUCUACUAUUUGUGUUCAAGGACUUGUUUUCUUGUCCAUGUUGAGAGAAGCAGAGGUCUGCAGUGACCAGAGUAUUUAUU